UCAAUUGAACAGAUAUUGAAAAUAAAAUUAAGGCUGAAAUUGAAUAUGGACUCUAACAAGAAACUAAGCUCUUCAGUAGACUAUACACAGGAAUCUCCAGUAAAAGCUUUCAUGUAUGGCACUUCUUCACUACCAGAGAUCUCUUACCAGGCUGAUGCAAUCAACAAAAGUCAGGAAUUCGAUGGGAACAAUAUGUCUUUAACCAACGGAGCAGGUUUUCAAAAGAAGAAAAAUUUGAAGAAAGGGAGAAAGUUUGCCAAUAAUUACUCAAACUCUCGAAAAAUAGUGGAUGAAGAAGGUACAGAGAUGUUUAAUGCUCGCAUGCAGAACAAAACUUCACAGAUUCAGAUGAAUCUCGUCGCUAAUAGAAUUAAAAGACUUGAAUUUGAAGAACGAAGAGCUCGAGAAAAAAUUCUAAAAGCCAAAUUUGCUGCUGAAAAGAUCCAGAAAAUUCGCAGCCAGAAGGAGACUGAAAGAAAUCAGAAAAGAAAAUUCCAGGAGAUGCAUAAGAGAAAGCUUGAUAAGCUGCGUCAUCAUAACACUCUCGAAAGGUUAAAGGUGAGACAGCACAUCCAAGAUUUACAAAGCUACAACAGAGACCAAAAUCAUCAGAAAAGACUAAAACUCAAAGAAGAGGUGAAUAAAGCUCGUGAGUUAAACAAAGCUCUUCUGAAAGAAGAGAAUGACUAUAUCCUCUCCUUAAGGAACAAAGUCAAAGGGGAGAAAUCACAGAAGAAAACUCUCAGACAAAGGAUGAAAAAUCAUAUGGGAGUAAUGCUUAAGAGUAAAUACCAUUCCCAGAUUGGCCAAUUCAGGAAUAAUGCUACACAGAAUUAUAUAACCAUACAAGAAAUGGAGAAGAAGGAAAAAGAAUUGUUAGAUAGACUUAAGGUUACAUUUAAAUCCGUGGAAGACCAAGAAAAUCAAGUCAAGAAGUUACAGAAGAAUGGUAAAAAGAGGCCCUUGAAAAAUGCCAAAAGUGUAGUAGCUCAAUAUAUCUCUACUCCUUUGGUAUCCAAGACUAACCCUGUUUUGGAUAAUCCUUUCCAAAUGCAAAAGGAUGCUCAGAGAAAAUUAUCUAAUGCGAUCUCACAAGGAAGCAACACGAAUGGAAGAGCAAGGAAUAAUUCUGUUGGUCAACCUCACCAAAUGGCUGAGACAGGACAAGAAAGAAAAGAGGAGAAUCUCUAAGCUUGGUUAAUC
Molecule: messenger RNA, 1203 nt
Organism: Moneuplotes crassus
Lineage: Eukaryota; Ciliophora; Spirotrichea; Euplotida; Euplotidae
Source: the annotation of a GenBank genome assembly